Molecule: messenger RNA, 1991 nt
Organism: Epinephelus fuscoguttatus (brown-marbled grouper)
Lineage: Eukaryota; Metazoa; Chordata; Actinopteri; Perciformes; Serranidae
Gene: c1galt1la
Product: core 1 synthase, glycoprotein-N-acetylgalactosamine 3-beta-galactosyltransferase 1, like a
Exons: 4
Coding region: 290-1510 (406 amino acids)
Cellular component (GO): membrane
Molecular function (GO): N-acetylgalactosaminide beta-1,3-galactosyltransferase activity
Source: RefSeq, a predicted model, not a curated record
GCCCGUGAUGCCGAGUAAUGUAAAACAGUACAGUGGCUUUCUUCUCACUAAUCAUGCCAUUUGCUGACGUAAAAUCGGGACGACUUCAAUCGGCAACAACACAGCGGAUCAAUGUGACCAGCAUGUAACGACAUGACUGACAGUGUUAACGCGCUUGUGCGGGUUUUUCAGAAACAGGAAAUAUUUCGCUUCUAAACCGAGGUGCAAGCAUAUCGUGCCCACAAAUGACUGAUGUCCCAGCAAAGACAUGCUGUAACUGGGACAUCACGGUGCUGGAGACAGUCUCACCAUGAAGGGCUCCAGCUCCAGAUGGGCCUUCUCCCUGGGCUUCUUGGUGGGGGGCUGCAGCAUGUACUUCUUCCUGCGCCAGGUGUGGUUUGAGAGGAGCUACCCCUUGCUGUCAGAGACUCAGGGAAAAGCCACAGCGGUGUCGGAGAGAACAACCAUCUGGAGGAAGGAGGGAGGUGCUCUAAUCAGCCUGCUCCACCCUCACCAUGCAGAUGAAGACAGCCGGGCGGCAGAUCUGUUGUAUCAGAAGGUACGUGUUCUCUGUUGGGUGAUGACAGCGCCGUAUAACCUGCAGAGCAGGGCCCGCCAUGUCAGGGCUACCUGGAGUCGCCACUGCAACAUGGUGGUGUUUAUGAGCUCUGAGGAGGACCCAGACUUCCCCGCUGUGGGCCUGGGCACCAGGGAGGGCCGUGACCAGCUCUACUGGAAGACCAUUCGAGCCUUCCAUUAUGUUUACGAGCACCAUGCGAGUGAAGCAGAUUGGUUCCUUAAAGCAGACGAUGACACCUUUGUGGUGGUGGACAACCUGCGUUGGAUUCUGUCCAACCACACCCCUGAAGAGCCCAUCUACUUCGGCAAACGCUUCAAACCCUACACCAAGCAAGGCUACAUGAGUGGAGGGGCAGGCUAUGUGCUGAGCAGAGAGGCCCUCAAGAGGUUUGUGGAAGGUUUUCGGACCAAAGUGUGCUCACACACCACACCUGUGGAGGACCUAGCGCUGGGGCAGUGUUUGGAGAAGAUGGGCGUUCUGGCGGGGGACUCCAGGGACACUUUGCAGCGAGAAACAUUCCACCCGUUUGUGCCAGAGCACCAUCUGACUGGCAAGUUCUCCAAGAGCUUCUGGUACUGGAGCUAUUGUUACUACCCCAUUGUUGAGGGUCCACAGUGCUGCUCUGAUCUAGCAGUAUCUUUCCAUUAUGUCGAAGCAGAGCUGAUGUACACACUGGAGUACUACACUUAUCACCUGAGAGCGUACGGCUACAGGCCACGCUACCGGCCCCCCUUACGCCCGGGUCUGAGCCUCGGCCCACUGGCAAAGACAGCCGUGACGGUGGGACCUAAACGAGUCCAGGAGGUGACAGAUGGAAGGAAUCGCUCAUCUCCAGCAAUCUCUGGUGGUGGAAACCAAACUAAAGCAAAGACUGAGCCAGUGAAAGUGGCGAAUGUGAGCUCUCUCAUCACUGAGAACAGGACGGCAGUGACUCAAGGCAGGCACCGCUGACUCUGUGUUUCAGUCGGGGGUGAUUGUACAUGAUUGUGCCAGAGAGGUGUAACCUAUUGCCCUGCACAUCAUGUCAGCUAGUGUUUUCUUCUGACAGGUCUUCCUUGAUCCGAUCAUGAUAUUUUCCAGCCAGUUUGACACUGUCAGCACUCACAGUGAGAGUUUGACAAUGAUUCAGUGGCAGCUCUGUAUGGCUUCGCUAUUUCAACCAAGGUAAACUUUUGGUUUAAUUGUGUUUGACAUAACCAGCAUUUUAAUGUGUGAAUUUAUGAUGUUACACAGUCACAGAUGUGUGUUUGAAGAGAAGCAGGAGGAGGCACAUAGAAUUUUAUUUUAAUGUAUUUCACCAGCACCUGGUCUAAGCCAAUAGAUUUUAUCAUUUUUAAUUCAUUGUUUUAUUUUUCUUGAAAUGGAAAGCGGCAACAAAUGUCAGUGUGUGUGUCAAAACUGAACCCCUUUUCUUCAUGGCCUCUUUGCUUCU